Molecule: messenger RNA, 1896 nt
Organism: Cutaneotrichosporon cavernicola
Lineage: Eukaryota; Fungi; Basidiomycota; Tremellomycetes; Trichosporonales; Trichosporonaceae
Exons: 2
Coding region: 1-1896 (631 amino acids)
Source: RefSeq, a predicted model, not a curated record
AUGACUGUCGAGCAUAUCCCCGUCCCAGAGGCCGUCCCGGAACAGACCAAGCCCGCCGAGGGCGUCACCGACGAGGACCGUGCCGCCCUCCGCACCAGGUACCUCGAAGAGCGCGACAAGCGUAUCCGCGCCGACGGCACGCAGCAGUACAAGGAUCUCAAGGGCAUCCUCAAGCUGUCCGACGACAAGGACCCGUACACCGAGGUCAAGCCGCGCGAGCCGCUGUCCGACCAUGUCGACUUCCUGUUCUUGGGUGGCGGGUUUGCCGCGCUCACCGUGUGUGCGCGUCUCAAGGAAGCCGGAUUCAACAACAUGCGUAUCCUUGAUUCGGGAGGCAACUUUGGAGGAGUAUGGUACUGGAACCGGUUCCCAGGAGCCAUGUGCGACACUGCCGCUAUGGUCUACCUUCCGCUCCUUGAGGAGGUGGGUACUCGCCCCAGCGCAAAGUACGUCCGCGGGCCGGAGAUUCUCGCGCACGCCCAACGCAUUGCCAAGCACUACGGGCUGUACGAACAUGCUCUUUUCAGCACACAUCUCGAGAGCCUCACUUGGGAGGAAGAGGGCCAGCAGUGGCGCGUCAAGACAAAGGAGGGCGACAACUUCACUGCUACCCAUGUUGCGAUGGGCACUGGUCCGCUCAACAAGCCCCACCUUCCGGGUGUGGAGGGAUUGGAGAAGUUUAAGCGACCCGCUAUGCACACGGCGCGCUGGGACUUUGAGGUGACGGGCGGUGGUUGGAACGACGAGGUCAUGGACAAGCUCAAGGACAAACGCGUUGGCAUCAUCGGUACUGGUGCCACGGCUGUGCAGUGUAUCCCGCAGCUUGGACGCGACUCGGGUGAACUGUUCGUGUUCCAGCGCACGGCUAGUGCCGUUGCCGUUCGUGGUAACCACGAGAUCGACCCCGAGUGGUUCGCCAACCUCGAAAAGGGAUGGCAGGCCAAGUGGCUCUCCAACUUUGUCACCCUUAUGUCUACGGGCAUUGCCGAUGUUGACCACGUCCACGACGGGUGGACCGACAGUGUGAAGCGUAUCACUGGACGCAUGAUUCAGGAGGCCGUUAAGAACGGCAAGAACCCAGCCGAGAUGGGAUUCGCCGACUACAUCAAGGCGUACCAUCUCUCUGAUGACGAGUACACGACUGCUGUGCGAGCACGCACCGACGAAAUCGUCAAGGACAAGAAGACGGCCGACGGACUCAAGGCCUGGUACCGCCAAUACUGCAAACGGCCCUGCUUCCACGACGAGUACCUCGAGACGUUCAACCGGCCCACGGUCCACUUGGUGGACACGGACGGCCAGGGCGUCGAGCGUAUCGACGAGACUGGCGUCUGGGCGAAUGGCAAACACUACGAGCUCGAUGUUCUGGUCUACGCCACUGGCUUCGAGUUCUCGUCGUCGUACACCAAGCGCUCGGCUCUCGAAGUAUACGGCCGCAACGGUCUCGCACUCUCCGACGCAUGGGGCGAGGGUAUGAAGUCGUACCAGGGCAUGCACGUCCGCGACUUCCCCAACCUCUUCAUCGUCGGUAUCUUCCAGGGCGCCUCGCUCAUCAGCAACGUCACCAGCAAUUUCACCGAUGCUGGCUUGACGAUUGCCGCCAUGCUCAAGAAGGAGAAGGAACUCGGUACAAAGGUCAUCGAGACGUCUGUACAGGCGCAGGAUGACUGGGUCAAGCUCAUCCUCUCGAACACGAACAAGAUCACCGGCGGACCAGAGUGCACGCCCGGCUACUACAACAAUGAGGGACACGAGGAGGGCGAAAAGGAGCGCCUCGACGGCGGACGGUACCCCCACGGCUCGCACAAGUACUUUGCGUACAUUGAUGACUGGCGCACCAACGGCCGGUUCGAGGGCAUCGAGUUCGACGGCCAGGAGGUGGCUGUGGCCGCCUAA